Messenger RNA from Dufourea novaeangliae, 1737 nucleotides. RefSeq lists its product as uncharacterized. NCBI's taxonomy places the organism in Eukaryota, Metazoa, Arthropoda, Insecta, Hymenoptera, Halictidae. The record is from RefSeq and is a predicted model, not a curated record. The transcript is spliced from 2 exons. The coding region runs from base 1 to 1737 and encodes 578 amino acids.
AUGCGUUGGCGAAUCUUCAUUUUUGCCUGUCUCCUAUUGAAGGGGCUGGCUCGAGCGGAGGAUGUGGAGGUGGUCGAAGCGAUACCAGGCGACGACAAUCGUAACGACAAUUCAGCGUUGAACCGACAGGAUAACGACAUCAGCACCUCCGACCAAUUGGCGUUAGAAUCGUUAGGCGAGAAAGACGCCGGGAGCAACCAUUACAAACCGGGUGGUCUCCGUGGACAUCCCCUACCCCUGCCGCCGAGUCGUGGCGGUCUGGGACUUCCACAUCCGAGACCGCAUCAUAAUGUUGCAUAUCAUGGGCCACCGCCGCCAUUGCCGCCCUCGAAGACACCAUCGGAGGCUAUUGACAAGAUCUACACAACGGGUGGUGGAAUCAGCUCGGCGGUUGGCGGGGAACCCUGGCCGGCACCCACCCCAGACAUGCCCAAAAUCAUCUCGUUGGACGUGAAGUGCGAGAAGAAUUUGAUGAAAGUCUAUCUGGGCUUCGACAAACCGUUCUACGGUAUAGUGUUCAGCAAAGGCCAUUACAGCAACGUGAACUGCGUGCACCUACCGGCGGGUUUAGGGCGUACGUCGGUUAAUUUCGAGAUUAGCAUUCAUGCAUGCGGCACAGCUGGCAACACGGAGAACGGUUUGUACGGGUACGGCGCCGAAUCCGGGUCGGGUACGUACUUCGAGAAUAUAAUCGUGGUGCAAUACGAUCCGCAAGUUCAAGAGGUUUGGGACCAAGCGCGCAAGCUGCGUUGCACUUGGCACGAUCUGUACGAGAAAUCAGUUACGUUCCGUCCGUUCCCGGUCGACAUGCUGGACGUGGUGCGCGCGGACUUCGCCGGCGAUAACGUCGGCUGUUGGAUGCAAAUACAGGUCGGCAAGGGUCCGUGGGCGUCCGAGGUCUCCGGGUUGGUCAAGAUCGGUCAGACGAUGACGAUGGUGCUAGCUAUAAAGGACGACGACUCUAAAUUCGAUAUGCUCGUGCGGAACUGUAUGGCACACGAUGGGAAACGGGCGCCGAUACAGCUGGUCGAUCAGAGAGGUUGCAUUACAAGGCCUAAGUUGAUGUCACGGUUCACUAAGAUCAAAAACUUCGGCGCAUCGGCGUCGGUACUCUCCUACGCUCAUUUCCAGGCAUUCAAAUUCCCCGACUCGAUGGAGGUGCAUUUCCAAUGCACCAUACAGAUCUGCCGAUAUCAGUGUCCUGAACAGUGCUCCGAGUCACCUUUGUUGUUGGAGUCCCAGGGACUGUUGGAGAAUCAUCAUCAUUCCCCGUCUAAUGGCCAUCCUGAUUCCGGCUACGGUAUUCCGCUUCCAUUGGAGGCGUAUCUACAGGCAGCAGCUGGACGUCCGCGGGACGAAAGGCGAAGGAAAUCACGAGAAAUAGUACCGACACCUCAGAAGGCGGUUGGAGUCAAUCGAAUAAUACGCGUGGUCUCGACCGGUGACUUGACGUUUUCCAUCGACGAGUCGAACAAUGGGGAGUCCAAUGGGCCCACGAUGGUGUUCCCGGUCCGUAACGAGAACACUGCGAGUUCAGCGAUGAUCUGUAUGACUACACCCGGUUUCGCUAUUACACUGAUAGUGCUCCUGGCCGUGUUACUGUCCUCGUGUAUACUGUCCACCUACCUCUGUCUACGGUUAAGACCAUUCUCUGGAAAAGCUCGGAAGGUCGCGACCUAUUACACCGGGGAACAAAACGCCCCAAAAAAAUCGUCGAGGACGUGCUUUUAUUCAUAG